Molecule: messenger RNA, 3560 nt
Organism: Anolis carolinensis (green anole)
Lineage: Eukaryota; Metazoa; Chordata; Lepidosauria; Squamata; Anolidae
Gene: gsg1l2
Product: GSG1 like 2
Exons: 5
Coding region: 60-959 (299 amino acids)
Cellular component (GO): plasma membrane
Source: RefSeq, a predicted model, not a curated record
UUCAAGCAUCUUUUUAAUGCUGAUGCCAGCUGCCUCUACAAGUAGGCAGAUCUCAGGCAAUGAGGGGGGACAGGCGGCAAAGAGCCUUGGCAGCCCUCUCUCUCAGUUUCAUCUCAUUAAUCUUCUCCAUCACAGCCUUCGGCAGCAGCUAUUGGUGUGAAGGGAUCAAGAAAGUCAUCAAGCCUUUUUGCAAUGAACUCCAGGAUGGCCCCCACUGCAUCCGCUUCAACAGCUCCGGGGCAAACAACAGCAACGUGGUUCAUUACAUCUGGGAGACUGGGGAUGACAAGUUCGUGGACCGAAAGUUUCACGCUGGUAUCUGGUAUUCUUGCGAGGAGAUUCUCAAUGAAGAAGGAGAGAAGUGUCGAAGUUUUAUCAGCCUGACACCUGCAGCAGAUCGAGGGGUGUUGUGGCUGUCUAUUGCAGCAGAACUCCUCUACAUUACUUUACUCCUGAUGGGUGCCAGUCUCAUGUUGAUUGAAAUCUGCCAUUCCAUCAGUGUCCUUGAUGGGCUGAAACUCAAUGCCUUUGCUGCUAUAUUCACCGUUCUAGCAGGUCUCCUGGGAAUGGUGGCUCAUAUGAUGUAUACAACUGUAUUCCAAAUGACUGUCAAUCUUGGUCCAGAAGACUGGCGCCCACAGACCUGGGAUUAUGGCUGGUCUUACUGUCUUGCAUGGGGCUCCUUUGCCUGCUGUAUGGCUUCGUCCGUGACUACGAUGAACCGAUACACAAAAACCAUUCUGGAGAUCAAAUAUAAACAGAAAAAACUGGAGAGAAGUUUAAAGAUGAAGCCCAAGUACUCAGAUCCAGAGAGAGGAUGGACGAUGUACAUUGACACUGUGCACAGCACAGCUGGAGACUUCAUGCACCACCUGACGGACAUUCACACCCCGGUCAACCCUACAGCAUUUUCAAGAUUGAAUAACAUCCCUUUGGCACAUUGUGAAGAAUAUUGUUAAACCUUGGCUGCUGUAGGGAGAUGGGUGGUUGGCUUAGCCAGUGCUGACUUGAGGCAUUCUUUUGUAUGUCAAAGACUGAUACUUUAACUGCAAAACAUGUUGGUGACUUACAAAGGGAAAAACAAACAAAAAGCAAAGCCUUAUUCCUUUUCAUUUCUCCUCUCCUUUUGCUUCGGUUCUGAUUGAGGGCAACAACCAGUCAAAAUUAAGCUUUUAAGUUGCAUUGAUUUUUAGCGGGCGGUGACUGACAUCGCCAUUCUAUAUACCAGAAAUAGGUCCCAUUCUGUGAGAUUUAAUCCCAGGUAAGUGAACAAACACUUGCUUAGCUCUCCUGCUGAAAUCAAUGGGACUUAAAAAUAGCAUCCUAUUUAAGCAUUUUGAGAUGUUAAAUGCGAUUGUGAUUAUCAUCAACAGCAAAAAUAAUAUGAAAAACAAUCACACACAGGGAUGACUAUGUAUUUUUUGAGUAAGGAAGGGGAAAUGAUACCGUUCAGAAGAAUUUCAUAUCACAACUAAACUAAAACAGAAAUGAACUUUAAAGAGAAAGAUGUUUUUGAAAAAAAGACUGGUUUUCUGAAUUACACAUUAAGGAUUGGAGCUUUGCUUCACGAAUCCUUUGGGGUUUGGGCUCUGACACCAAGAUAGAUGGCCCUCUCUCAUUAGGGCUAAAUUUUACAACAGCAAAAACAAAUUCAUCCUGCAAACUUCUUUGCACUUUUUAAUAAUGCCCACUGAGGCACCUGUAAAAGUUCUCUUCUGGUAGGGAAAUAAAGAAAACUUUUUGUAUUAUAACUUUCUGCUGCCAAGAAACCCCUUGAGCAAGUAAUUACUAUCUGACAAGUGAAUCUUGCCAACUGGGUCUUUAUACUUUGGCUAUGGGGAAAGGUGAAGUAAACAAAGGAAGUGAUUACAAAGAUUUAAUGGCUAAGUUAUAGAUCUCAACUCACACAAAUAGUGUAGUGUCUUGUGCUGUGGAUGAUAGUAAAAGCAGCAGCCAGCAAGUAUGACACAGCUGUCAAACUGUGCCAAAAAUUCCCCAGAUCUCUUCAACUGUGGGAUUUCAUGAGACCAGAUUUUAGUUUCUGUUCUUGGCUCCUUGCCAGAGUGCUUAUCUUCCAUUAGAUGGAGUGAUGUUAUCUGUCUCCGUGAGGGCAGAAACUAGGGAGCUAUUUAAAGAGUAUCACACAUUAUAUGCUAUUACAUUUAUUAUAAUUUCACUAUAAAGUGAGGUACAUCAUUUGAAUUUUUGCUCCAGAUACAAAAUUAUUCUGCAUCAUUUCUGGUCCUGGUCCAUCAUAGGAACAUAUGUGAAUAUGAUUGAUAUAUCUUAGUAAUUACAACAGGUUUUUCAAGUCAGCUUAUUCUGACAAUCCCACUGGCUUGACACAGCAGAUAUUGAUUAAAUUACUGGUUCAAGGCAGAAAAUUAUGAAGAGUGUUUUGGGAGAGCUUUAGGACUAUGUCUUACCGCUGUGUUAGUAGUGUGAUUGGUAGCUUCUCAGCCAGUGCAGUGUUAUUGUUGCUGUUGUUGUCUACCUUCAAGGGAUUUCUGAGUUAUGGUAACCCUAAGACAAACCUAUCACAAGGUUUUCUUGGUAAGAUUUGUUCAGAGAGAAGUUGCUUUGCCCUCCUCCAAGACUGAGCAAGUAUGACUUGUCCAAGGUCAUCAGUGGGUUUCCAUGGCCAAGUGGAAAUUUCGACCUUUGUUUCCAGAGUUGCAAGUCAACACUCAAACCACUAUACCUCACUAGCUUGCACGAGGUGAUAUUGGAUACCUUCUUAUGCAAGAGUGGAAAUACCCCUGUAGUCUGGGGUAAGUGCUAUAAGAUAUUGCCAGUUCAGCAAGAGACGAGCCCUUGCAGCAAGGUGCUGAGUCAUUUUAAUCUACCAAAAAGUGGCAGUUAUUUCACGUUCCAAUAAUACAAUUAGAAACUUUAAGAAGCAAAUGCAGGAUAAGAAAAUUUGCUGUGACAAAUGGCGCUUCUCACACCUUUCCCAUGCUAUUGGGGAUACAAGAACAAAUUAAGGACUUCAUCCCACAAUCUAUCUCCAAUGUGUCUAUACCCUUAAAACCCAGUGUCCACCGGAUCCCGAAGGAGCCUGUCGGAUGAUGCAAGAUCCUCCCAUGGGUUCCCUGUUUGAGCGCAUUUCUUAAGUGUAUAGAAACAUUUUCAAAGGUCACUUGGGACUUCAGAUGUUUCCCUGUGCAUAGAGACAAUUUAAACAGUGAAAUUUAGGUGUGAUGGGGAUUGUUUUCUUUUCCUGUGUUCUUUCUGUUGUGAUGUCCUGUGGGUAGGUCCUUAAAAGCACCCCAAAGAUGCAGUUAUCACCAUUAUUCCAAAGACAACAGACAGAGAGGUAAAUACUAAAAAAUACUAUAAUUUGCUAUAUAGGAAAGUUUCCCAUUCCAGGAAACCUUUAGUUCUUCAGUACAUCCCAAGUUGCUCAGGGAUAUCGUUUUUUCAUUGGAUAACUUGUUUUCAAUCUUUUAAAAGUGCAUUCAAAGCAUUUGUACAUUUCACAAAACAUUCAUUCUGUUGAGUUUUAAGCAUUGUAUAUAAAGGCUAUUGUGCUAUAAUUUGAUAAACCCCCUUUUAAUACA